GUGUAGUAUUCGGAUAAACAGUAAUACAUAUACUAGAUGUUCAAUGCAUUUUGAUUGUGUUUUGUUAGAAAAGCUAUCAUAGGGAUGAUGAUAAUAUAAUGACGAUAAAUAUGUGAUGAAAAGGUGCUACCGCAGAAUGUCUGAAGAACUCAAGGAAUUCCUGCAUCAAAGAGGCAUUGCAUCAACUGUUAUUCAAAGAUUUGUUGACGAUAAGGGUCCUGGAUCGCCUUGGUUGUCAUCAAUUCUACAAGAAUGUGGGUCAUUAUUUUACAGUGAAAGUUUACCAGAUCUGAUGGGGAAAUACUUAACUGGCGAGUUUUCAGUGUCCACACCAGCCGCUUUCAUCCUUGCUUCUCAAGAGUCUGAGACCACCAAUACUACAUGGUCAACACAAGCAUCAUUCAACCUUUUCACACAUUUUAAAAUGAAAUUAUGA
Molecule: messenger RNA, 436 nt
Organism: Dreissena polymorpha
Lineage: Eukaryota; Metazoa; Mollusca; Bivalvia; Myida; Dreissenidae
Exons: 5
Coding region: 116-436 (106 amino acids)
Source: RefSeq, a predicted model, not a curated record